AGCCUUUCGUUCGAGGAUAUUUUCCUCUCUCAGGUUCUCAGCGUUCCCCCUAGGGUUUUCUUCAUCUUCAACCUAGAGUACAAGCAGAAUAGCGCUGAACGGCGACAGCAGCAGCACCACCAACCUGUCAUGGCUACUCAAAUGAGCAAAAAGCGAAAGUUUGUGGCUGAUGGAGUGUUCUUCGCCGAGCUUAACGAAGUUCUUACCAGAGAGCUUGCAGAGGAUGGAUACUCCGGAGUAGAGGUUAGGGUUACACCUAUGCGGACUGAGAUUAUCAUCAGGGCUACUCGCACCCAAAAUGUUCUUGGCGAGAAAGGAAGGAGAAUCAGAGAACUGACAUCUGUUGUUCAGAAGCGUUUCAAGUUUCCUGAAAACAAUGUUGAGCUAUAUGCCGAGAAGGUUAACAACAGAGGACUCUGUGCCAUUGCUCAAGCCGAGUCUCUGCGCUACAAGCUUCUAGGAGGCCUUGCUGUGAGAAGGGCUUGUUAUGGUGUCCUUAGAUUCGUCAUGGAGAGUGGAGCUAAAGGAUGUGAGGUUAUUGUUAGUGGUAAGCUGAGGGCUCAGCGUGCGAAAUCCAUGAAAUUCAAGGAUGGUUACAUGAUAUCGUCUGGACAGCCGGUGAAAGAGUACAUUGACUCUGCCGUGAGACACGUUCUCCUUAGACAGGGUGUUCUGGGUAUCAAGGUCAAGAUCAUGCUUGAUUGGGACCCGAAGGGUAAGCAAGGUCCACCAACACCGCUUCCGGAUUUGGUUACCAUCCAUACUCCCAAGGAGGAAGAGGAUUUCAAUAGUCCCGUGGCUGAGAUUCAGACUGAGAUUGAAUUUGGAGCAGCUUAAGAUAAGAGGAACAGCAGAAAUUAGGGAGGAAGUAGUGGUGUUGCUAUUAUAAUAUCAUUUCUCUCAGAAUAUGGAAUUCUAAGUUUUGAUGUCGUUUAUGUUUUUGAGUUUUGAUUUUGGGAUGUUUUUGUUACAAAUAUUCACAUAAACUUUGUUACUUUAUGUCAAAUCCCCAGUCUUUAGUGGUAAUCUUAAUUUACUUUUGUAACAUCAGCCGAAAAGGCCCCCCUCUGUUGUGUUAUGAUCUAAUUUUAGUUUGGCUAUUUGGCCCGAGUUUUUUUUA
This is a messenger RNA of Benincasa hispida (wax gourd), 1120 nucleotides long. Its product is annotated as small ribosomal subunit protein uS3x. Gene Ontology annotation, molecular function: RNA binding; structural constituent of ribosome. The record is from RefSeq and is a predicted model, not a curated record. NCBI's taxonomy places the organism in Eukaryota, Viridiplantae, Streptophyta, Magnoliopsida, Cucurbitales, Cucurbitaceae. Gene Ontology annotation, cellular component: nucleus; cytosolic small ribosomal subunit. Gene Ontology annotation, biological process: translation.